AUGGCGACGUCCCCAGCUCCGUCUAGUGACGCCUCGAACACCAAGCCCUCGUUCUUCGCCAAUGUGUCCAACAAGGCGUCAACAUACCAUGCUCGCGUACCUUAUCUCAGCAAGCUUCCCUUCCCGGCGAUCGCAAUUAUUGUCACGCUCAUCGCUAUCAAUGUCGUUGUCUGGGCUGCUAUCGGUGUGGUCCUGGUGAGUUUGCUCGAGUUUAUACAGCCAACAUGGUUCUCACUCUCGCAACAGCACUUUAACACCCCCCUCGUAUCAACGGCAAUUCUUUCCUACACACUGGGACUCCGCCAUGCCCUGGACGCGGAUCACAUCUCCGCCAUCGACCUGAUGACUCGGCGUCUGAUCGCCGCAGGCCAGCGCCCCGUGACCGUAGGAAUGUUCUUUUCCUUGGGCCACUCGACUGUUGUCAUCAUCACCUCGCUCGUCGUAGCUGGGACUGCAGCUGCCGUGUCAUCCAAGUUUGACAGCUUCGAACGUAUCGGCGGCAUCAUCGGCACCUCCGUAUCUGCCACCUUCCUCUUGCUGCUGGGCGUCAUGAACAUCUACAUAUUGUACAAGUUGAUAGUCCAGAUGAAGAGAAUCAUCGCAAGCGAGCCCGGCCAGGAGCACGAGGAGUUCAAAAUCCAAGGCGGCGGUUGUCUUUUUCCUGUAUUGCAAAAGCUGUUCAAACUCGUCGAUCGGCCGUGGAAGAUGUAUCCUCUCGGCGUACUCUUCGGCCUGGGAUUCGACACUUCGUCAGAGAUUGCUAUCCUCGGUAUAAGCUCGAUCCAGGCGACGAAAGGUACUUCUAUCUGGCUGAUUCUGAUCUUUCCAUUAUUGUUCACUGCAGGCAUGUGUUUGCUUGACACGACGGAUGGCGCGCUCAUGAUGAGUCUGUACACCAGCACGCAGCUCGCGAGAGAUCCUAUUGCAAUCUGCUACUACAGCAUCGUUCUCACGGUGAUCACGGUCAUUGUCGCAACCAUUAUUGGGACUGUACAGUUCCUCAAUCUGAUCUUGAACGUUGCUGAGCCUGAUGGCAAGUUCUGGGACGGCGUUGAGAAGUUGGGCGAUAGCUGGGAUAUCGUUGGCGGAGCUAUCUGUGGCGCAUUUGUGGUCUUUGGCGGCCUCAGUGUUUUGCUGUACAAGCCGUGGAGACGCCGCAUUGAUAAGAAGAGGCUGGGCAACGCACACUUCGAGCCGCUGUCGCAAAGCCCCGACACGGCCACACGAAAUGACGAGGAGCAGCACAGCGGCGCAGCAGGUAGAGAAGGAGGGACGAAGAACGUUGACGUUGUGGUUCAGUCCAUUGAAGCAACUGAUCUUGCCGGACCCGCACAUCGUUGA
Molecule: messenger RNA, 1341 nt
Organism: Ascochyta rabiei
Lineage: Eukaryota; Fungi; Ascomycota; Dothideomycetes; Pleosporales; Didymellaceae
Exons: 2
Coding region: 1-1341 (446 amino acids)
Biological process (GO): nickel cation transmembrane transport
Cellular component (GO): plasma membrane
Molecular function (GO): nickel cation transmembrane transporter activity
Source: RefSeq, a predicted model, not a curated record